CCCGCUCGCUGUUUUCGGUUUCCAACUUCAAGAUUUGAGGAGUGGGUUCAAAGUUCCAGCGGGCAUCGUCACUUCGAGUUAUAAUAACUACGAUGGCAAGCCAAUUUAAGAUAGACCCAGAAUCAGUCUACGACUUCACAGUCAAGGAUGCUAAGGGAAAUGAUGUAGUUCUUAGCAUAUAUAGGGGGAAAGUCUUACUCAUUGUCAAUGUUGCUUCCAAGUGUGGGAUGACCAACUCAAAUUACACGGAGCUGAAUCAGUUAUAUGAAAAGUACAAAGAUAAAGGACUGGAGAUACUAGCAUUUCCAUGCAAUCAGUUUGGUGAGGAGGAACCUGGAAGUAAUGAUCAAAUCUUAGAUUUUGUCUGCACUCGUUUCAAGUCAGAAUUUCCCAUCUUUGACAAGAUUGAAGUGAACGGGGAUAAUACUGCGCCGCUAUACAAGUUCUUGAAGACAGGAAAAUGGGGAAUUAUUGGAGAUGAUAUUCAGUGGAAUUUUGCUAAGUUCCUGGUUGAUAAGAAUGGGCAGGCUGUCGAUCGCUAUUACCCCACAACUUCCCCUCUCACUAUUGAGACAGAUGUGAAGAAGCUCUUGGGGCUCCCAUAAGCACCAUGCGUUAGAGGUCGUAGUCGCUGUAGAACACCAGAUGCUUGCUUUUCUUUUUUGUGUAAUAUGUGCCACCAUUGAAAUGUGGAAGGUAUGCUGGAUAAGGUGGUAUUGAUAUGGAUAACUGAGUUUCAUUUCUUUGGGUACAAAAAAGAACUCCAAUAGAUCUUCAGAAGUAACAAAGAAGAUUCAGUUUGAAGGAAACACUAGAACAAAAUCUUGCUAGUUUCAAU
Messenger RNA from Ilex paraguariensis (yerba mate), 838 nucleotides. The record is from the annotation of a GenBank genome assembly. NCBI's taxonomy places the organism in Eukaryota, Viridiplantae, Streptophyta, Magnoliopsida, Aquifoliales, Aquifoliaceae.